CCAGUGGAGUCUAGUUUGGGUUUUGACUAUCCCCUCUCUACCCAUCCAUUUGCUAGUUGUUGUCCUCGUUUCGCUAUGAUUUGGUUAUCAACAGUUCCAUAGCCGCUGACAGCAGGCUUUGGACCCUUUGUUUAUGCGCUUUGACUUACUGAUCUCUUUAUUUCACCAUCAUUUCUUUCUCCUUGGCUCUUUCUUGUUGUAUCUUUAUUUACAUGAAGAAACAAAGCCCAAGUCAUAUAUUUUUUUUUCUAUAUUGUCUCUAGAUCUCUACCUAUCUAACUGUUUUGGUGGGGUUGGUGUUAAUGGAUUGGAACUUCAGCGGUGAUAGUAACUGGUAUUGUGGUGAUUUUGAGGCAACAAUGGACUACAUUUUCAGCUUCAAAGUCAUUUAGAUCAAUUCUGCGGUGAACUUAUAAAGGGGGCUCUUGAUUUGCUACCAAUCAUUACCUCUUUAGUGUAAUUUGAUAAAAGGGUUUUCCUAAUUCUUGUUAACAACAAGCUUUGACCCUUUGUAUGGAACUUUGGAACGAUAAUUGAAUAAAUUUGGCGAUCAUCACAAUGGGGGGGCUUUGCUCGAGGAGCUCGACUGUAGAUAAUGCUCCCAGUGGAGGCUUUCUGCAGUUGAAUGGUCAUUUUAGUCAUGGGUCUGGUUUGGUUUUUCAGACUCGUGAAUUGAAAAUAGAUAGCAAUACAAAUCCAUCUCUAGCUGGGGAGAACAACGUGGAUAAUAAGCAGCUAAGAGAACCCUUUUCAUUUCCGGAGGUGAAUGUGGUUCAAUAUGGGAUGAAUCCAGAUGACAUCGAUGAUGGGAUUCCUCGCUUGUCAAGGGCUCUGUCCAAUAAAUCCAGAUCAACCAAGUCCACGCCAGUAGCUGUUGCAAAGGUCUCAGAAGUGAGCUCACUGUUGGGAAGAGCUGGUACUGCUGGGCUUGGAAAGGCAUAUGAUGUAUUGGACACACUUGGUAGUAGCAUGACCAAUUUAAAUCUUAGCAGUGGUGGUUUUACCUCUGGAGUGACCACAAAAGGGAAUAAGAUUUCAAUUUUGGCUUUUGAAGUUGCAAACACAAUUGUUAAGGGUGCCAAUCUAAUGCAAUCCCUUUCAAAAGAGAACAUUAGACAUUUAAAAGAGGUUGUGCUUCUCUCAGAGGGGGUGCAAAAUUUAAUAUCAAGUGACAUGGAUGAACUCUUGAGGCUAGCAGCAACUGAUAAGAGAGAAGAACUGAAAGUUUUUUCCGGAGAAGUGGUGCGUUUUGGAAAUCGUUGUAAAGAUCCUCAGUGGCACAACUUGGACCGUUAUCUUGAAAAGUUGGGUUCUGAAUUGACACCUGAAAUGCAAUUGAAGGACGAAGCUGAGGCAGUUAUGCAUCAAUUGAUGAAUUUGGUUCAGUAUACAGCAGAACUGUAUCAUGAAAUGCAUGCCUUGGACAGAUUUGAACAAGAUUACCGCCGUAAGCUUCAGGAAGAUGACAAAACAAACGUUGCUCAAAGAGGGGAUAGUCUUUCAAUUUUAAGGGCCGAGUUAAAGAGUCAAAGGAAGCAUGUGAAAAGUUUGAAGAAGAAAUCACUCUGGUCGAAGAUUUUGGAAGAGGUGAUGGAGAAAUUGGUCGAUAUUGUCCAUUUCUUGCAUUUGGAGAUUCAUGAAGCCUUUGGUAGUGCUGAUGGCGAUAGACCAGUAAAAAGUUCUUUGAAGCAUAAAAAGUUGGGGCCUGCUGGUCUUGCAUUGCAUUAUGCAAAUAUUAUCACCCAAAUUGAUACUCUUGUGUCCCGAUCAAGUUCUGUUCCUCCAAAUACGAGGGAUGCUUUGUACCAGGGAUUGCCACCAAAUAUAAAAUCUGCUUUGCGCUCAAAAUUACUGUCAUUUCAAGUUAAGGAAGAGCUGACAGUUUCACAAAUCAAAGCUGAAAUGGAGAAAACUUUGCAUUGGCUUGUUCCUAUUGCUACUAACACAAACAAAGCUCAUCAUGGAUUUGGCUGGGUUGGAGAAUGGGCGAAUACAGGGUCUGAGGUGAAUCGUAAACCUGCUGGACAGACUGACUUGCUCAGAAUAGAGACACUACACCAUGCAGACAAGGAGAAGACUGAAAUUUAUAUUCUUGAGUUGGUGGUUUGGCUUCACCAUCUUGUCAGCCAAGUAAGAGCUGCCAAUGGCGGUCUCAGAUCUCCAGUUAAAUCUCCAAUUCGGUCACCAAAUCAGAAGACAAUUCAAUUGUCACAAAGGCCAAGCUCUCCAUCCUCUAUGUUGACAAUUGAAGACCAAGAGAUGCUUCGGGAUGUGAGUAAGAGGAAAAAGACUCCUGGGAUAAGUAAGAGCCAGGAAUUUGAUACUGCAAAAACCAGGUUAAGUAAGCAUCAUCGACUGAGUAAAAGUAGUAGCCACUCGCCGAUGGGUGAAACUAGAAAAGAUCCGUUUCCCAUCAGAAGGCCAUCAUCUGUUCCUGUCAUUGACUUUGAUAUAGACCGUAUGAAGGCCUUGGAUGUUAUUGAUCGAGUGGACACAAUUCGAAGCUUGUAGUCUAUCAUCAUGUAGAUCAGGAUGCAGAGACAAAGGUCAGUGCUUGUGAAAAUUGAAAAGGUCAAAUCAAAUGCAAAUUCACCAUGUUGGAUAUUGUGUCUUGGUUUGUGGCGGGGAAGAUUUCACGUCAGUAGGCAGAUGAUGAGUGAAAAGUCAUUUCUUUUUUGCAUGUGAGAAUUUAAGUUGGUAAGUUAAUUGUUCAGGGGGAGGAUUUAAUUGUUUUAGAGGAUAUCAGGCUAUAGUUUUUGUUAGUUGUACAUGUACAAAUUGAGUUCAUAAUAAUUGAAGUCCAUGUUCCUUUCCAUGA
Populus euphratica (Euphrates poplar) is the source of this 2818-nucleotide messenger RNA. RefSeq lists its product as uncharacterized. The transcript has 13 exons. Lineage: Eukaryota; Viridiplantae; Streptophyta; Magnoliopsida; Malpighiales; Salicaceae. Gene Ontology annotation, biological process: positive regulation of growth. The coding region runs from base 559 to 2511 and encodes 650 amino acids. The record is from RefSeq and is a predicted model, not a curated record.